Oikopleura dioica is the source of this 2871-nucleotide messenger RNA. The record is from the annotation of a GenBank genome assembly. NCBI's taxonomy places the organism in Eukaryota, Metazoa, Chordata, Appendicularia, Copelata, Oikopleuridae.
AUGGCGGCGGAUCAAUAUGGCGAUGAUUCAUGCCGAAUUACGUGCUGCUGCUGCACAUUGCUGGCAGCGCGUGUACGCUCCAAGAAUGAAACGAGAAGUGAAACCAUGAGCCAAACCAAUGAACAUUUGGCUACCAAAGAAACAGAGGAAACAGAAAUCGUCGAAGCCUCCUCAUUAUUGGAAAAGAAGUGUUCAAGUGAAGACCAUUUUCUCUCAUCGAAUGAUGAAUACGAGCUCCCGCUGCGCCCUUUCAAUCGCUACAAAGGGGUGAUCCUAGACAAGAGAACUAUAUCUGGGCAUGUGACGCAUAUCAACUACGAAAAUGAAUACUGCCUGGUGGACAAUAGCGUGACAGUGAUAUUCUCAGAGUUUGGCGAAGACGUCGUCCCCGCCAAGGGUCUUCCGAUCGAUGUCGGCCAGCAGCGCUGGAGACAAGCCGCCCAACCCAAGUUCGUCCAAGGUUGGACAAACAGCUUUGUUCUCGCUCUUCCGGCGCCGAUCCCCGAAGGAGUGGAAGCGAUGGAGACUAAGAACAUCAAAUUCAUCGAUUUCGAUCGCCAAAUUGCCUUCCUUGAAGAAUCAGACUUGAUUUGCGACAUUUCAAGAGUCCAUUUCGAAGCUAAUGGCCAGAAAGUGAAUACUUACACACCCCGAGUCGGCGACAACAUCAUUGUUCCGCGGCAAGAAAUCACAGAGAACAGAAUGGUUAGCGGUAUUCGACCGAGUCAGGUGACGAAGAAAUCCGGGUCAAUCACGUUCUGGGAUCGGAAGCGCGAGACCGGCUGGUUGAAUGGCAAUAUUGCGUUUAAUAUAUCCGACUGCUUGACUUGGACGCCGCGAGUGAAUGAAGAAGUCUUCUUUCUUCAGAUUCCGAAUAGAAAGGGACCUAGAGCGAUUGAGGUUGAAAAAUUUCGAGGAACCGCGGCGGGGAGGGCGAGAAUCGCUCCUGUCAGUAGGAAUGACCAACGACGAUUUAUCUUCAAAGGCCCUCGCCCUCAAGUGUUAAAGAGACGCGACGCUCCACCCCACUUUCUCCCAAAUUUCGACGUGCCCACUGCCCUCGUCAACGGUAUCCGCGGUGGAACAGAUAUCCUCAAGAUCGUCCCUUCCCUCACUCUUGAUCUCAACGAGAAAAACUACCAGGAUAAAAUGACGGCGCUACUGUUUUGUGAAGAAGUCGCACUUGGAAUUGAAAUGGAACAGUUUUCAUUGAAAGACGUUGUUUUGGAACACCUCAGUUGCAACCACUUCAGUCUCGAAAUCCCAGGCUUGAAGAAUGAAAGUCCUCCGCUUGGAAUCGCAGAUUUGCUGAUUAUAACCGUAAAAGAAAACGAUACGAUGGAGUUUCACGCGUUUAUCCACACCAUUCGCUUUGCCGCAAGCACUGUUAUUUUCGAAAUGUCCGAUGUUUUCACCGAAAAGCACAAAGCCUCUCCAGUGACGAUCAAAUUCACGCUGAACCGCUAUCCUAUCAGAACAAUGCAGAACGCAUUAAAAGGAAUCGGCCGUGAUCUAUCGCUCGUGACGCUUUUCCCGACGCCGACGAACUUUUUCGGGCUGGAAGACAGGCGACGAUUUGAGUAUAUUCAACCCUAUCAUGUUACAGCUUCCAUGAUCAGCGGAUUGAAUCAAUUCCAAAACGACGCCGUGUUGAGUGUUCUCGAGGGCGCGGGGAUGUUUCAUCCAAAAAUCAUCUUUGGCCCUGCUGGCACGGGAAAAACCCGGACAAUGGUCGAGCUCGCUAGAAUACUCAUCACUUGCAGCACAGCUAGAGUACUGAUAGUCGCUCCAUCUAACGCAGCUGCGGAUAUUUUACUUUCCCGUUUGAGCAAUGCCCUAGGAGAACGAGCGGAACAAAUCAUCUGCCGCUGGAACGCACUCAGAAGAAACAACGAAACACUUUCCGAAAACUGCAAAAAGUUCAGCAAAGAUGAUUUCGCCAAAGAAGCAAGAUGCGUCAUUAGCACUUGUCUAGCGACAUCGUCACUACCUCGAAGAAAAUUCGACUUUCUUCUGGUCGAUGAAGCGUCACAGUGUACAGAGCCGGAAACAUUGGUGGCGAUGCGAUUCACCUUGCCGGGAUCGCAGGUGAUUCUUGCUGGCGAUCCGGCGCAAUUAGGGCCUACAGUAAAAAGCCCGUACAGCUGUCAUUUUGGAUUGACUACAUCAUUGCUUAUGCGACUUAUGGGCAACAGCCUUUAUGAAAAGCAAUCAACAGGACAGUACGACCGGCUUUAUCUAACAAAGCUUUUGAUUAACUAUCGCAGUCAUCCAAGUCUGCUCGAAAUAACAUCCAAUUUAUUCUACGAAAGGGAGCUUAUGCCUGCAGAUAAUGAGCACUUCGAUGGGACACUUGAUAAAUACGCUGAUUUCCUCCCGAAGCCGGGAUUUCCCUUCGUUUUGGUGGAUGUUGCCAGUGGAACUGAGGCCCGCCAGACUGGCUCUUUCUCUUGGUUCAAUGCUAGAGAGGCGGUUCAAGUGUUAUCCUACUGUAAGAAUGUGAUCAAAGCUGGACUUGCGCAGAGCGAUGUUGGCAUCAUCAGUCCAUAUCGGCAGCAAGUGGUUGAAAUUCGAAAAAUUUUGAAACUUUCGAAUUUGAAUGACAUUCGCGUCGGAUCAACGGAAGAGUUUCAGGGAACCGAGUACAAGUGUAUCAUUAUUAGCACAGUGAGGGCGAAUGAGAGGCUGCUUGAAUAUGACGCAAGAACUUGUAUAGGCUUCGUCGCAAGCAAACAAAGAACGUGUGUGGCUCUAACAAGAGCGAAAGAAUUGAUCAUUCUCAUCGGAAAGUUGGAAUUGCUAGAACUGGACUCAACUUGGAAGGAGUUCAUCGCACACUGCCGCGCUCAUUCUGCCAUAAUUACUGCCUGA